Messenger RNA from Drosophila erecta, 2141 nucleotides. RefSeq lists its product as uncharacterized. The record is from RefSeq and is a predicted model, not a curated record. The transcript has 5 exons. NCBI's taxonomy places the organism in Eukaryota, Metazoa, Arthropoda, Insecta, Diptera, Drosophilidae. Bases 326 to 700 code for a protein of 124 amino acids.
GCGUCUGGAGGUUUUCGCCGCAGAGGUAACCACAGCAGCGGGUCUUUCAGAAGAAUGGGGCUCCGGCUGGCGGGGCACCAAUUUCCUCGUGGAGGUCGAGCAGACAGCUCCCAUUUCGCCGCCCUCGUCGUCCUCGGCGUCCUCGAAUGGCAGCGAGGAUUAUUUGGGGGAGCUGGGGAGCCAGGAGGUGGACGACGGAUUCACAACAGGUGCCACAACUGGAGCCUCCAAUGCCACCGCGGUGGAAACAGGACCCAAGAUCAUCGUGCGCACCGAGGAGGUACUGAUUGUGGGCCUGGUCCUGGUCCUCUGGGUGGGCGCCAUCAUGCUCUUCUUCAAUCGCUGGGGCAAGAUCCGCAUGCUGGAGCCCUACCAGCCCAAGUUCCAGCAGCAGCAUCGCAGCUCCUGUCCGCUGGUCGACUUGGAUGCUGUUACCACGCACCAGCGCUCCUCCGUGUCCCGCAUGUCGAUGGGCAUGGUGCACAAUCUCAAUAUGCCGACGUGUCAAUUUGCGGCCUAUAAUCCCAACAUUUAUGCCAAGGGUUACGUCUCGCAUGUUUCGGCGUCGCGUCCCCGCCAGAAUUCGGUGUUUGUGGGGGCCAGUACCAGUCACUAUCUGAUGCCCAGGCCCCCGAGGAAGACCAGGUCGGCGAUGGACCUGCACUCGAUGGUGCUGGACGAGAGUGCCGAGCAGGUGUAGGAUUCCAGGGCAUGUCCUGUGGCCAAGGAUCCUUGGGAGCGUGUGCUAAGUCAGUCUGUAAGUCGGUGAGGUGUGAGUGCGCGUGUGUGGUCCAUUUUCUCUUUGGCCCGAAGUGCAGAAAACAUUUGUAGAGGUGCGUGAAAGUAUGCCAUAUAUUUUGAGCUUGUCACAGCAAGUUCUUGAGUGGUUCUACAGCUUUCUGAUGCACUUCGGUAUACUUUUCAGAUGUACAUCCUACAUUCUUAGCUAGCUGCAUUACUAAGAACUUUCUAUUCUACAGUUGCUACUUUAUUUGCUUGCUGUAUGAGUGCUACCAAAACUUGCCUUGGUAACAGUACAGCAAACAGUAUUCAAAAGGCCAGAAGAGAAUGGAUUGAGAAUGGCGUUUCCUUUGUAUUAGAGUGCCUACAAUUGAGAGAAUUCGGAAUGAUAGCACUGUCCAACACUGGCAACUAUACACGAGCAUACUUGCCACUCACAACUAACUCUAUUCCAUUUCCCAGCUAUCUCUGUCGCACACACUUUAGUUUCUGUGCUGGCACAGAGUCAAUUUGAGUCAAUUUUUUUUGGACCACCUAACACACAAAAUGAUAAACAAGGAAAGUAAUUAAAAACGUACCGAAAAUAUGUAGAAGUAUCUAUCUUAGCGUAUUCUAUUAGCCCUAUCCAGUGUUACUCAACGUAGUCCGUAUCCUAACCCGAUUUUCCUAGCGCGUUUCUCCUACUUCACAUUAUUGGCUACCAGAGCAAAUUGUUAAUGAUAACAUAUGUAUGUAUACACGUUAAGUAAAUAAAUGUACGAGUACGAGUAUCUGCGAAACUGUUUAGUUCGUAAGCCCAAAGCUCAAAAUCGGAUCAGCAUACUCAUCAGAACUCCAAACUUGACCAAAGUACCCGUGUUAAUAUCUUUUCCCAGCACCUCUGUACUGCACUUUAAAAUGUAUCGUAACUUAAGUAAUUUCGACCAACAAAAGCCGGAAAAGUCGCAGAUUGGGAGAAGAAUGAGGCAGGCGCAUAUUGGGAGGUGGAGGAGGUGGAAGGAACAACUAACUAACGAAAGCUUUAAAUUCCUGGGGUCUCCUGGGGACCCGCAAUACCAAAAACCCAUCCAGAUCGAAGUAAACUAAACCAAAGCUGCGAAUUAUAUUUAAGGCCUAUGAUAACUACAGACGUGUGUAAGUCUCUACCAAAAGUCUAGUUGAAAAUAUGCGGAUCAAUGUACACUUUACCAAAACUAAUGGAAUAUAGCCUCAACUUAAAUAUAACUCACACACUCAGACAGUUUUUCCCCACAAAUCUGAAAGUAAACGAAUAAAUUGUUGAAUAUUAAUGUUAAAUUAACUUGUUUACAAUAUUUACAAGGGCCUGAGCAAAACCAAUUAUAUAUACACUCGUGUAAUAUAUCAAAAACUAAACUAUGUAUACAUCAAAUAUUUAUACA